Messenger RNA from Temnothorax curvispinosus, 1382 nucleotides. RefSeq names its product sorting nexin-12 (gene Snx3). Gene Ontology annotation, molecular function: phosphatidylinositol-3-phosphate binding. Gene Ontology annotation, biological process: late endosome to Golgi transport; endocytic recycling. The coding region runs from base 402 to 893 and encodes 163 amino acids. The transcript is spliced from 4 exons. The record is from RefSeq and is a predicted model, not a curated record. Gene Ontology annotation, cellular component: retromer complex; early endosome membrane. NCBI's taxonomy places the organism in Eukaryota, Metazoa, Arthropoda, Insecta, Hymenoptera, Formicidae.
UAUUAAACAUUGUUUAUAUAUCGAACAGUCUGAAUAUCCCAUAAUGUUACGUUGAAUGUGUGUUCGUGUCAACACGACAUUAUAUCAACGUAGAAGCACGCGACAGCCGUAUGUACAAGUGGAUGUACAUACAUAUGUAUAUAUGUAUGUACAUACAUACAUGCAUACGUAUGCACGACGCGUGUAUAAUAUGUGACGUAUAUAGGGGUCGGUGAGGAACUGAGGAAGAGAGAGAGAGAGAGAGAAACGACGUGUGUCAAGUUACCAAGCGCUGUCAUUUCUGGCGGUGCUUCGGUCGCGUCGCGUUGAGACGCGGUAGUGUUUUCGAGCAUUUAUUUUAUAGAAACGAAUCUCGCCAAGGCAAACGUGUGUUUACGUGAAACCUGUAAUCUUUACGUGAAAUGGCGGACACGACCGUAGAUGCAACGCGACGCUUAAAUGUGAAAAAACAAACGCUGGACGACGCUUAUGCGGCGCCUGCGAAUUUCCUUGAAAUCGACGUGAUUAAUCCGAUCACACACGGCGUCGGCAAGAAACGAUAUACCGAUUAUGAAGUUCGUAUGAGGACAAACUUACCAGUCUUUAAAGUAAAGGACUCGACAGUAAGAAGACGAUACAGUGAUUUUGAAUGGCUGAGAAAUGAAUUGGAAAGAGAUAGCAAGAUUGUGGUACCACCUUUACCAGGGAAAGCAUGGAAACGUCAAAUGCCUUUUCGUGGGGACGACGGAAUAUUUGAAGAAGAUUUUAUCGAAGAUCGAAGAAAAGGCUUGGAGGUUUUCGUUAACAAAAUAGCUGGACAUCCUUUGGCACAGAACGAACGGUGUUUGCACAUGUUUCUACAGGAACCGGUAAUAGAUAAGAACUAUGUACCUGGAAAGAUACGUAAUACAUAAGUCGCCAUAAAAAAGUAUCACAAAUACCUUUUCCACCAAGCUGUCACAUUCGAGAUCGCGUUUUCAGGCCUGCUCCUUUUAGCUCAAGUUCUUGCACGGUUUAUCUUGUCUCUUUUUCUCUCCAAUGUGAAGAAAAAAGAGAAAAGAUGAACAUGCGACAAGUUCGGUUAAAAAGAACAGGCCUUUCAUUACAUUGACAUCUUAUUUGGAAGUCACGAAUAUUCGUAUAUAUUCUUGCAAAAACUAAGUAAGCUUCCAGUACUAUGAUAUCAACGCAGGAUGCUUAUUUGGAAAUAUCCACUUCUAGUUAUACUCUUUAAAUAUUGUUACACGAAAAGUAUAGUUAAGCAUCUUUAUAAAAAAGCAAAUAAAUGAUUUCGUGGCAAAACCAUUCUCACAUGUUACUAGAUUGAUUCUGUCUACUGUUAUGUCAUAUACUGUUUAUAAAAGAAAGAAGUGAGUAAAAUAAAAAAAAUGUUGAUCAUAAAA